Molecule: messenger RNA, 1375 nt
Organism: Pipistrellus kuhlii (Kuhl's pipistrelle)
Lineage: Eukaryota; Metazoa; Chordata; Mammalia; Chiroptera; Vespertilionidae
Gene: SYCE1
Product: synaptonemal complex central element protein 1
Exons: 13
Coding region: 283-1299 (338 amino acids)
Biological process (GO): synaptonemal complex assembly
Cellular component (GO): synaptonemal complex
Source: RefSeq, a predicted model, not a curated record
UCUUAUUGUUUGUUUAGUCUAUGUGAGUGUAUUGUCAGAAAGAUUUCAUAGAAACAGGAAUGUACCAGCCAAAGUCAGGGUCAUAGGAAACAAUUAAAAAUAUAGGUUUUUUUCUGUGUGGGAACUGACUUUUCCAACAUCAGGCUCAGCAGCUGCACCUGUCUGAUGCCUUUCUGCAGACACAGCUCUGGGCACACGUGGUACAACACGUGGACCAGCAGGAACAGCGGCUCUUCUCGCAGGAGAUGCUUUGUAUUCUUUCCAUUUGCAGGAGCAGCGUAAAUGCAAGUGCGGAGGCCACCCAGCAGGAAACAUCGGGGUUCGUUUAGAGCUGGUGAGCCCAGAGGAUCCAAAGCAAGUGCUGAAGAAGUUCUUGGGCAAGUGGAAGGGCAGGCCAAGUCCUCACAGAAAAUUGAAAACUUGAUGGAUAUGGUGAAGAAGUUGCAGAAAGAGGGAAGCCUAGAGCCCAGGGUUGAGGUCCUGAUUAACCGGAUUAAUGAGGUCCAACAAGCAAAAAAGAAAGCCAGCGAGGAGCUGGGAGAGGCCCGGACUGUCUGGGAGACUCUGCAGAAGGAACUGGACUCACUGAGCGGAGAGAAAGUGCGCCUGAAAGAGAUGUUGAGUAAAAAGCAAGAGACGCUGAGGAUCCUCCGGCUCCACUGCCAGGAAAAGGAGAGUGAGGCUCAGAGGAAGCAGAUCCUGCUAGAAGAGUGCAAGGAGCGAAUCUGUGCCCUCAACUUCCAGAUUGAGGAGGAGAAGAGCAAACAGAGGCAGCUGAGAUUGGAUUUCGAGGAACAGCUGGAAGAACUGAUGAGCCAGCACAAGGACCUCUGGGAAUUCCACCGUCCAGAGCAGCUGGCCCAGGAGAUUGGCGCCCUGGACAGUAGCAAAGAGCAAUUGCUCAAGGAAGAGAAGCUGGUGGAAGCAAAGCUGGAGGAUGUGAAGAAUCGCCUGUGCUCCCAGUUCGGUACCAAGGGCUGCUCUGCCAUCACUGAGGGGCUCUUCCUUCGCAGCAAGGAGGCAGCAACUGCAGUGCAUCUGUUUGAGGAGGAGACCAGAAAGGCCCAGGAGCUCCUGGAGGACACUGCCCAGCGCCAUGAGCAGCUGCAGGAGGAGUGCCAGCAGCUGCAGCAGAGAAGGCAGAGGCUGAAGGAGGAACUGGAAAAGCUCGGCGGGCAGGUCACUGCUCAGGCCGAGAGCAAACAAGAGGAUGGGACCAGCCCAGAAGCAGCUGCCAAUCCAAAGCCCCUUGGAGUCAGCGAGGAGAAAGACGCAGAGCUGCCCGCCGAGCAGGCCUGAUACCCUCCUAGGCGAGGAGGUUCCCCUGCCCUGGAGCUUAUGCCUGGGCUUCAGGAAAUAAAGACACUAUUUCUGU